CAACGUUUGCCCUCUUUGCUUGAACGCGACUGAUGCGUCUGGUUUGUGGUUCGCAGCUAGAGGGACAAGAACCGGACCGAAUCGGACUUCGGUACCGCUACCAGGCUAAGGUCUCGAUCAGGCAUUGAGCAUCCAUCGAUGAAACUCUUGUUGACUUAUCUACGUUUGACUUCACCAAAUACAAAAGCUUAUCAUCCGGAAUCCGUGUUCUGUACAGGCAGACAAACUCUGACUCAUCUGCUGAUUCAAUGACCUCUGAGCUAACUCCAACUGAGCCACACAGUUCUCUCCCCCUCACGGAUGAAGUACCAAGUCCUCCAGAUGCGAAAGAGAGCCUAUUCUUUAGGCCUUUUGAUACUCCAUCUGCGAGUGCUUCCCUUCGUGGACAGUACCUACGGGAACGAAUGGCCAGCCAUACCCUCUCCGCCCGAGCUUCGGUUUGCAGCUCGUGUAACAGGGAGGGUACGCCAACCAGAAUUCACUCCCGAAGAAACUGAACAGAGGCCUCUCACAAUUGAGCCUCGCGGCCCUGUACAAGGCAUUCAAAGCGAAGCUGGCUUCCCGCGAGGCUGCGCGUCAACGGCGACGUGGGAGCUUGAAGAGGCCGGGCGCUACACAUCAUUCCUUGAAGCAUUUCGUGUCGAGAGCAAACAGCUACUGGUGUUAGAAGACGUCAAGUUGGAGAAAAUGAGAGAAUGGUAACCUGACAGAAGUUGCAGACGACACCAACUACAUUCAAGCCGUCUGAUGACGAAUGCGAGAUCCUCCGAUCUCUCUCUACUCAAGCAAAA
Molecule: messenger RNA, 791 nt
Organism: Suillus plorans
Lineage: Eukaryota; Fungi; Basidiomycota; Agaricomycetes; Boletales; Suillaceae
Exons: 2
Coding region: 301-702 (133 amino acids)
Source: RefSeq, a predicted model, not a curated record